GCGGCGGGUGCGCUUGCGCGGGAGGCGCGCCGGGCGGUGCGGCGUUCGGCUGAUCGCGCCUGCCGCACAAUGAAUGGCCGCUGAGCGCGGCGGGGACGGGGACGGGCACCGGCAGCGGCACCGGGAGCGGCCGGAGCCGCAGCGCAGCCCCCCCCCUGGCCUCCGGCCCCCGUCGGCUGCCGCGAUGGCUCAGACGCUGCAGAUGGAGAUCCCCAACUUCGGGAACAGCAUCCUGGAGUGCCUGAACGAGCAGCGGCUGCAGGGGCUGUACUGCGACGUCUCGGUGGUGGUGAAGGGCCACGCGUUCAAGGCACACCGGGCCGUGCUGGCCGCCAGCAGCUCCUACUUCCGGGACCUUUUCAACAGCAGCAAGAGCGCGGUGGUGGAGCUGCCGGCCGCCGUCCAGCCCCAGUCCUUCCAGCAGAUCCUCAGCUUCUGCUACACGGGGCGGCUCAGCAUGAACGUGGGCGACCAGUUCCUGCUGAUGUACACCGCUGGCUUCCUGCAGAUCCAGGAGAUCAUGGAGAAGGGGACUGAGUUCUUCCUCAAGGUCAGCUCGCCCAGCUGCGACUCGCAGGGGCUGCACGGCGAGGAGGCACCCUCCUCCGAGCCCCAGAGCCCCGUGGCCCAGACCUCGGGGUGGCCCUCGGGCGCUGCCGCCCUGCCCCUGGUCUCGCGGGUGAAGACGGAGCAGGGCGAGCCCGACGGGGUGCAGUGCACCUUCGUGGUCAAGCGCCUCUGGGACGGCGGCCCCAAGGACGGCGCUGCCGGCGGCAACGGUAGCCGUAAGAUGGCCAAGUUCUCGGCACCCGAGCCGGGACGCCAGCCGCAGCCCCCCGCCCCGGCCCCGGCGGCGGGACCGGCCCCGGCGGCGGCAGCGGCGGCGGCGGCGGCAGCACCGCCCGGCCCCAGCGCGGCCGACCAGACCAGCCCCGGGGGUACGUCCAGCGCCUACACGAGCGACAGCCCUGGCUCCUUCCACAACGAGGAGGACGAGGAGGAGGACGGGGGCGAGGAAGGCUCUGACGAGCAGUACCGCCAGAUCUGCAACAUGUACACCAUGUACAGCAUGAUGAAUGUAGGGCAGGCAGCCGCAGAGAAGGUGGAGGCGCUGCCGGACCAGGCCACCUCGGAGUCACGCAACCGGGUGCGCGUGCGGCAGGACCUGGCCUCACUGCCGGCCGAGCUCAUCAACCAGAUCGGGAACCGCUGCCACCCCAAGCUCUAUGACGAGGGAGACCCUGCGGAGAAGCUGGAGCUCGUCACGGGCACCAAUGUCUACAUCACGCGGGCGCAGCUGAUGAACUGCCAUGUCAGCGCAGGGACGCGGCACAAAGUCCUCCUGCGGCGGCUCCUGGCGUCGUUCUUCGACCGCAACACCCUGGCCAACAGCUGCGGCACGGGCAUCCGAUCAUCCACCAACGACCCCAGCCGGAAGCCACUGGACAGCCGGGUCCUGCACGCUGUCAAGUUUUACUGCCAGAACUUCGCCCCCAACUUCAAGGAGAGCGAGAUGAACGCCAUUGCCGCCGACAUGUGCACCAACGCCCGGCGCGUCGUGCGCAAGAGCUGGAUCCCGAAGCUGAAGCUGCUGAUGGCCGAGGGCGACUCCUACACCUCCUUCAUCAACGACACCGGCAAGCUGGAACCCGACAUCAUGGGCCCCGAGCCGGCCUUCGAUGCUGGUGGGCACGAGGGCGAGGCGGGCGCCCCGGGGGAGGGCCUGCAGUGACCCCUGCCUCGGCCCCCCCGGGGACCCCCAACCGUGGGGGGACCCCCGCCGGGUAGGGACCCUCUCCAGUAGGGUCCUGCGGCCGGGUGGGGACCCCACCGGGUAGGGCCCUGUGACGGUAUAGGGGACCCGUGUGGGUGUAAGGCCCUCCCCCCCUACCGGGCGGGCACCCCCUCGGGGCCAGGACCCCCCCCAGGGGCAGGGACCCACCCGGGGAGGGCCCCGUGCCACCGUGGGGCCCCUGGCCAUGGGGUCCGGUCCCCUCCCCAUGGGGUUUGGGGCUUAGUGGGGGUGGCAGUGGCUCAGCUCAGCCUGGCCGCCCGCCCCCCCCCCCCCCCCCCAGCGGUUUUGGGGGGCUGGGGGUGGGGGGCCGGAGCAUCACUCAGCUCGGGCUUUCCUUCCGCGCCCCCUCCUGCUCAGGCGUGAGUUGACGAGGUCCCGUGUCCCCUCCCUGGGGCCAGUGUCUCUCCUGCCCCCCCCCCCCCCCCCGACCCCGCUCUGGGUGCCCCAUGUUGCCUCUGGGGCCCCCAUGUCUCCCCCAGGUCCCCUCCCCAGGGCUGAUGUUUCUCCAGGCACCCGCGUGGGUCCCCCGUGUCCCCUCCCCGGGGCCACUGUCUCUGCAGGCAACCGCAUGUGUCCCCCCCUGCCCGUGUCCCCUGUGUCCCGUCCUGUCCCGUCCCGUUCCCCCCCCCACCGGGGACCAGCAUCUCUCUGGGCAACCCCAUGCGUUUGCCCCGGUCCCCCCUGUCCCGGCGUCUUCCCAGGCGCCUGCAUGUGUCCCCCAGGUCCCCCGCGACCCCCCCGGGGGCCAGAGUCUCUCCAGGUGACCGUGUGUGUCCCCUCCCAGGUCCCCUGUCCACGUGUCUCUCCGGGUCCCCCCCCCCUCGUUGUCCUGUCCCGUCCCCCCCAUCCCCUCCCCAGGGGCAGCAUCUCUCUGGGCAUCUGCGUUUGUCCCCAGGUGAUGGCACAUGUCCCCUCCUUGCGCAGCCCAGGUGCCCCCCACCCUUGUCCCCAGCUCCCCCCACCCUGGCAGAAAGGGGGGUGUCCCCUCUUGUGUGUGUUGUUUCCCCCCCCGGCCGGAUGGGGACGUGGGCAGGGGGUGGCAGAGUUGAGCCCAUGUGUGGAUCCCCCCAAUGGGGAUGGGGACCCCCCCCACACGGGGUUAAAGGCCUUGUUAAAGUUCCUUCUUGUUAGUUUGCCCCCCCCCUUUGUUAGCCCCCACUGGGGUCUGUCCUCGGGGGGGGGGGGAAUGACAUUACCCUGUGGGGGACGGCGGCACCCUGGGAGCAGCCGGGCAAGGGUGGACCCAGCGUCCUGGCCGGGGUGAUUUGGGGAGGGGGUCGUGGGUUGGAAUCCCACCUCUGCAGGAGGGGUCGGGGGGGGACGACGAUGCAGGGACCCCCCCCUGCAGCCCCAGCUUUGCCCCCCACCCCUCUCCCUGGCACCAGGGCUUUGCACCGGCUGUUCUCCAAGCCCCAAAGGGGGAAACUGAGGCACCGUUCAGUGGCUCCCCCCCCCCCGCACAGACUUGGCAGGGGGGGGGUGCUGGGAGGGAACCCAGGCGUCCGCCCCCCCCCCCCCCCGGCAGCCCCCCAACAGGUCUCCUGACGUUCGGUCAAGUGCCUUACCCGCUGCCCGGCCCCCGGGCUCCGAUCGCGUCUCCACUAUCUCACUGCUCCGUGCCAAACCGCACACCGCCCCCCCCCCCCCCCGGCCCCCCCUGCUGCCCCGGCCCGGGGGGGGGGGGGAACACACGGGGACACCCCCCCCACCCCUCCUCUCGCACCAACCCGGACGCCUGGGUUCUCCCCCCCCCAUCCCUCUCCUUUUCCCUGUGCCUCAGUUCCCAUUCCCUUCCCCUGUGUGAUGAGUUGCACCGGUCUCAGCCCCAUGAGGGUGUCCCUGUUGUGGCCCCCCCCAACCCCCCCGGGCGCUCAGCGAGCCCAGUCCCUGCUCCCCCACCCCACCCCGGUGGGGUCAGGCUAUUUCGUUUCCUCUUUUUCUUCUUUUUUUUCCAACCCAAAAGCUGUACAGAAGAGGGGAGCGCGCGGCGGCGUCUCGGCAGCAUGGACCCCCCCCCCCCCGGGCUUGCGCUUCCCCCCCCCUCCCCCCCUUCCCCUCCCCGCGCCCCCCCCCCCCGGGGCCGCCAGUGUCUGUCCUGUGUUAUGAAGUGCCAAGACGCCCGUUCCCGGUGCCCCCCCCCCCCCCCCCCCCCCCCGAGUCGCUGGAGAAUUGCACAUGAACUGCUGUACGAGAGCGGAGAGGGACUGCAGAAAUGUUAAUAAUGAUAAAUAAAACACAGAGGUUUG
Molecule: messenger RNA, 4041 nt
Organism: Aquila chrysaetos chrysaetos
Lineage: Eukaryota; Metazoa; Chordata; Aves; Accipitriformes; Accipitridae
Gene: NACC1
Product: nucleus accumbens associated 1
Exons: 6
Coding region: 74-1732 (552 amino acids)
Biological process (GO): regulation of transcription by RNA polymerase II
Molecular function (GO): protein binding; RNA polymerase II cis-regulatory region sequence-specific DNA binding; DNA-binding transcription factor activity, RNA polymerase II-specific
Source: RefSeq, a predicted model, not a curated record